This is a messenger RNA of Labeo rohita (rohu), 3349 nucleotides long. RefSeq lists its product as uncharacterized. The transcript is spliced from 7 exons. The record is from RefSeq and is a predicted model, not a curated record. Lineage: Eukaryota; Metazoa; Chordata; Actinopteri; Cypriniformes; Cyprinidae. The coding region runs from base 98 to 3250 and encodes 1050 amino acids. Gene Ontology annotation, molecular function: GTP binding.
GUUGAAAUGCCGUCAAGUUCAGGUUACAUUGAACACCAGGAAGAAACUAAUGACCUACAUAAAGGUAGCAGAUCUAUAGAAAUUGGAUUGUCCCAAAAUGAGUAAUUUGAGGAUUGUUCUGUUAGGAAAGAAUCAAUCAGAAAACAGCCAAUUGGGAAACAAUAUUUUGGAUACAACAGCAUUUUACAGUGAAGCUCCAUCUUAUUUGCAGCAGCACAGUGUGAGAAUCAGUGGAGAGGUGGAGGAGAGACACAUUACAGUCACCAACACUCACCUGCUCCAGCCACAUCUCUCACAGCAACAGUUAAUACAGGGAGUGAAAGAGUGUGUGUCUCUGUCUGCUCCAGGACCUCAUGUGAUUGUACUCAUACUGCAGUAUAAAGACUUUAGUGAGAAUGACAAACAGACAGUGAAAUAUGUGCUGAACUGCUUCAGUUACCAGGCCAUUAAACACACUAUAGUGGUGACUAGUGAUGAAGAGCCACGUGGAUACAUAUUUACUUCUAGGAAUAAUGCUGUUCAUGAUUUAAUAAAGGAGUGUGGAGGACGACAUCUUCAGUUUGAUACAGGAAACCCAGGAUGGCGAUCAGAGUUGUUCAGAAAGACAGAGGAGAUACUCAAGAAAGAACAUGGAGAAUUUGUUAUUGGUAACAUGUAUGAGGAUGGAGGUAAUGGAUCAUCAGUGGAUGAAGAUCCGAGCAGAUCUGGUGGUUCAGUCAGAGGAGACAACGAAGAGGAGGAUUCUUAUCUCAAAGAGAGCACAAAAACAGAACAUGAUGGAGGAGAGACACUGUUGAAGGCACCAAUGGAAAAACUGUGGAACUCAUUACAUACGUGGUUUCGGUCACAAGAUUCAAGAGAUAGAGAAGAUGAUCUGAGGAUUGUGCUGCUGGGUAAAACUGGAGUUGGGAAAAGUUCCACUGGAAACACCAUCUUAGGAAGAGAAGCUUUUAUAUCAGACAUUUCUGAAAAAUCUGUUACUAAAGUGUGUCAGAAAAAUACAGUUGAAAUCAACAGCAGACACAUUACUGUGAUCGACACUCCAGGACUGUUCGAUACUGAUCUGACUAAUGAGGCGAUCCAGAGAGAAAUCGGCAGCUGCAUCUCCAUGAUUCUGCCUGGACCACAUGUGUUCUUCAUUGUGAUCAAUUUGGGACAACGAUUCACUCAAGAAGAGAAAACAUCAGUGAAGAUCAUCCAAGAGACGUUUGGUGAAAACUCUUUAAAGUACACCAUGGUGCUCUUCACCAGAGGAGAUGAUCUAAAUGGCAAAACCAUAGAACAGUAUUUGGGAAACCCUGGAUCUGCUUUGAAUCAGCUGAUUGAAUUGUGUGGAAACAGAUUCCAUGUGUUCAAUAAUAAAGACACUGGAGACCAAACACAGGUGACUGAUCUACUGCAGAAGAUAGACAACAUGGUGAAAGCAAACGGAGGGAGUUACUACUCAUGUAAGAUGUUCAGAGAGAUGGAAAGACAAAAACAAGAAAAACAAAAAAAGAUACUGAUGGAGAAAGUGGAGCAAGUGUUCAGAGAAAGAGAAGAACUGAUGAACAAACAUGAAAAAGAGAAAAAGAAGAUGAAGAUGAAGAUUGAGGAAGAAAGACAGAAUCAUGAGAAAGAGAGAAAGAGAAAAGAACAUGAAUUUACUGAGAGAGAAGAACAAUAUAAAAGAGACAUUAAAGAAAGAGAGGAUCAAGAGAGGAAGAUACGAGAAGAGCUGAAGAGAGAAAAAGAGGAGAUGAAGCGAGAACGAGAGGAAUGGGAGAAACAGAAACAACAGGAACGACAAAGAAGAGAAGAAGAGGAGGAGAAAUGGAGAAAGAAAGUACAGGAAAAGUGGGAUGAAUAUAAUCAGAUACUUACAAAAGAGAGAAAGAGAAUGGAAAGAGAGAAAGAAGAUCUCCAAUCCAAACAUGAAGAAGAGAAAAAGCGAAUUAAGACAAUGAUGGAUGAAGAAAGACAGACUCAUGAUAAAGAUAGAAAGAGAAGAGAAGAGGAAUUUAGGGAGAGAGAAGAACAAUAUAAAACUGAGAUGAAAAGAGAUCGAGAGGAAUGGGAGAGACAGAAACAAGAAGCAAGACAAAGAAGAGAUGAAGAGGAGGACAGAAGAAGAAAGAUAGAACAGGAAACAUGGGAUGAAUAUUAUCAGAAACUUAAACAAGAGCGAGAAAGAAGACAGAGAGAGAGAGAAGAUCUUCAGUUCAAACACCAAGAAGAGAGAGAUAGAAUGAUGAUGAUGAUGGAGGAAGAAAGACAGAAUCAUGAGAAACAGAAAAAGAAAAGAGAAGAUGAAUAUAUAGAAAGAGAAGAACAAUAUAAAAGAGACAUUAUAGACAUAGAAGAACAAGAGAGAAAGAUAAGAGAAGAGCUGAAAAGAGAACAAGAAGAAUGGGAUAAUCAGAAACAACAGGAAAGUCAAAGAGAAGAAGAGGAAGAAAGACAUAUAUUUAAUGAACUUAACACAGAAACUUCUGAGGAUGAUGAAGAUUCAUCAUCAGAUUCAGGAUGUUUGAGAAUCUUGCUGUUUGGGAGAACAGGAAGUGGAAAGUCGGCCACAGGAAACACUAUCCUCGGAAACGAUGGGUUCCACGAUGAAUCCAGUUCUCAGAUAGUUACCACUGUUUGUCAGAAGGAAGUUUGUGAAGUUGAUGGCCAAUCAGUAGCUGUUAUUGAUACUCCAGGACUCUUUGACACAACACUAAAAAAAGAACAAGUGCAGGAAGAAAUAAUGAACUGUAUUUCACUGUCAGCACCUGGACCACAUGCGAUCAUCAUUGUGCUGAGUGUGGGAAAAAUUACUCCAGAGGAGAAAGACACUUUAGACAUGAUCAAGAUGAUCUUUGGUCCAAAAGCAGCAGAUUUCUGCAUUGUUCUCUUCACUAGAGGAGAUGAACUGAAAAAACAAACAAUUAACCAAUAUUUAGAGAGAAGUAAAGAUGAUGAACUUAAGAAACUGAUCAGUGACUGUGGAAACAGAUUCCUGGCUUUUAGCAACACAGAAACACAAGAUCAGACUCAAGUUACUCAGCUGGUAGAUAUGAUAGAAGAAAUGAAUCAGGGCCGACAUUUUACCAAUGAAAUGUUUGAGGAGGCAGCGAUCUCUAUUGAACAGAUAGAGAACACACAGGAAUUGAUAAAUGAGAAUGAAAGACAAAAUCAGACUCAAGUUAAAGAAUUAAAAGCCAAAUAUGACAUGACAUUUGAAAGAAUGAAAAAGAGACUAGAGGAAAAAAAACCAAAGGACAGUUGAGGAAAAAGAGAGGCUGAAGAAGAAGUUCAGAGAACAAGAGGAAACACUCAGAAGAGAGUUUAAGGAGAAAGAAAAAUCAGAGCAGGAGAAACGAGAGAC